Molecule: messenger RNA, 2259 nt
Organism: Dioscorea cayenensis subsp. rotundata (Guinea yam)
Lineage: Eukaryota; Viridiplantae; Streptophyta; Magnoliopsida; Dioscoreales; Dioscoreaceae
Product: acyltransferase-like protein At1g54570, chloroplastic
Exons: 13
Coding region: 69-2096 (675 amino acids)
Cellular component (GO): membrane
Source: RefSeq, a predicted model, not a curated record
UUAAAUCUCCCAAAUUGAUCUCCAAACCCUAACCCUAAUCGAAACCCUAGCUUCAAUCCACUGCCCUCAUGGUCUCCAUUCCAUUGCCCACCUUCCCAUUCCUCUCACAAUCCCAUCUACAAUGCCAGCAAACCCCUGUUCUCAAGAAUCCAUGGAGUAUUGGCAGUCAUCGAGCUAGGGUUAGGGUUAGGGUUGGGGAUGGUGGUUUUAAAGGUUUGGAGGUCUUGUAUGAGGAUGGGCAUGGAACUGUGGGGAUUUCUGAGUUUAUAGAUGCUAUGAAGGAUUUUGAAUACUUGGGUGAAGAUGAAGGUGGACCUCUCCGGUGGUUCUGCCCGGCUAAUCCAGGCCUGCCGCCGAUUAAGGAUGCCCCGGUCUUGUUGUUCUUGCCUGGUGUUGAUGGAAAUGGAAUGGGACUCUUGUUGCAUCAUAAAGCCCUAGGAAGGGUUUUCGAAGUUCGGUGCUUGCAUGUUCCAAUACGUAAUCGAACACCAUUUGAAGUUGUGCAUAUAGAACUAGUGAAAUUUGUUGAAGCUGCUGUGAUUGUUGAGCAUUUGAUUGAUGGUAACAAGCCAAUCUAUUUGCUGGGCCAUUCCUUUGGAGGUUGCUUAGCUCUUUCUGUUGCUGCUCGUAAUCCUGAUGCCAAUUUAGUUCUUAUAUUAUCUAAUCCUGCAACAUCAUUUGACAGGUCAAAUUUGCAGCCUUUUCUUCCCAUUCUGAGUUCUUCACACCACCUUAGUAUUAUCAUUCCAUGCCUUCUUAGUUUCAAUGUUGUUAAUCUUGUAAAGAUGGCAUUGGAUGGUAUAGAUAAAGAGCAUCAUCUUUUACAUAAACUGACUGCCUCAGUAACAAAUCAGUCUUCUCCAAUGGAUAUUUUGAAACAAUUAGAGUCGAUGCCAAGAGAUACUUUCUCAUGGAAAAUACAGCUGCUUAAAUCGGCCACACGCUAUGCUAAUUCCCAUCUUCAUGCAGUCAAAGCCGAAGUGUUGAUACUUGCAAGUUGCCAGGAUAGCAUCCUGCCUAGUAGAGAUGAAGCUGAACGACUUUUUGAAAUACUACUGAAUUGCAAGGUUCACUACCUUCAUGACAGUGGCCACAGCCUUCUAUUGGAUCCUUCCGUUAACUUAUUGACUAUAAUAAAAGGUACUGGUUUCUAUCGUCAUUCAAGAGAACACAAUGAUGUUACAGAUUUCAUGCCACCAACUAUGAUGGAACUCAAAGCACUUGAUAACUUUAAUAGAUUCGUCUCUGAAAUUACCAGUCCUGCAAUGUUUUCAACCUUGGAAGAUGGUAAGAUCGUUAGGGGUCUUUCAGGGAUACCUAACGAUGGUCCGGUUUUGCUCGUCGGUAACCACAUGUUGCUAGGAGUUGAAUCAAUUCCACUCGUGGCACAGUUUCUGCAUGAAAAAAGAGUUGUUCUCCGCGGUAUUGCUCAUCCUGUUCUGUUUCCAAAGCGGACAGAGAGUUCAUCACAGGGGCCUUGUUCAUUCACUCUUGCUAAAGUAUUCGGUGGAGUCCCUGUCUCCUUUAGCAAUUUUUAUCACUUGUUAUCAGUGAAAGCAUUUGUUCUUCUUUAUCCUGGUGGUGCCCGUGAAGCGCUUCGUCGAAAGGGUGAAGAGUACAAGUUGAUUUGGCCUCCCCAACCUGAAUUUGUUCGAGUGGCUGCCCGAUUUGGAGCCACAAUUGUACCAUUCGGAGUUGUUGGAGAAGAUGAUAUGGGAGAAGUAGUUCUCGAUUAUGAUGAUCUAAUGAAAAUGCCCGUCAUAAAAGACGUGAUAAAAGGUUUCAAUCAGACUAUAAGUGUCAAAAUAACCGGAGAGUCCAGGAAACAAGACGUUUUCAUACCCUGCAUCCUGCCAAAGAUACCUGGACGCUAUUAUUUCUUAUUUGGGAAGCCAAUUACGACGAAAGGAAAGGACAUACUAAAUAACCGGAACGAAGCAAAUGCUUUGUAUUUGCAUGUAAAAUCAGUGGCUGAAAACUGCAUUUCUUAUCUAAUAGAAAAGCGGGAGGAGGACAUCUAUAGGAGUAUCUGUCAAAGGACUCUCCAUCAAGUUCUUAAAGGUUCACACCAAAUCAUUCCCUCAUUUGAACCCUGAUUUACAACAUACUUUACUCUGUUCCUCUUCCUUGGCUUAGUCGAUUUGUAUUCAGGGGUUCAAAUGAAAAAAAUAAACUGUAUUAGUAUUUCAUAAAGUAGACGAUGCUAAGAUCUAACAAUAAAUUUACAUAUUGUUACUAAUGUACAUGGCUAGUGUUCAA